Macaca mulatta (Rhesus monkey) is the source of this 949-nucleotide messenger RNA. NCBI's taxonomy places the organism in Eukaryota, Metazoa, Chordata, Mammalia, Primates, Cercopithecidae. The record is from RefSeq and is a predicted model, not a curated record.
AUGACAGGCCGAUCCUGUGCAUCACUCACAGUGCUGCUCGGACUGAAUGACAGCAGGAAUCGCUUAGUGAAAGCUGCAACCUCACGGGCCCUGGGAGCCUAUGUGCUUUUUCCCUGUCUCAGACAGGGCAGAGAUGUCAUAUUUGUUGCAGACACAGUAAAUGCAAUAUUGAUGUCACUUGAAGACAAGUCUCUGAAUGUUCGAACCAAAGCAGCCUGGUCCCUGGGCAACCUGACAGACACGCUGAUUGUCAACAUGGAAACACCAGACCCAAGUUUCCAGGAAGAGUUCUCUGGUCUCCUGCUCUUGAAAAUGUUGCGAUCAGCUAUAGAAGCAUCCAAGGAUAAACACAAGGUAAAGAGCAAUGCAGUCCGGGCCCUUGGAAAUUUGCUUCAUUUUCUGCAACCCUCUCUUAUAGAAAAACCCACAUUUGCAGAAAUAAUUGAGGAGUCUAUCCAGGCCCUAAUUUCUACUGUUCUAACAGAAGCUGCCAUGAAAGUCUGAUGGAAUGCUUGUUAUGCAAUGGGAAAUGUAUUUACAAAUCCUGCCCUUCCAUUAGGUAAGAAAGUUUCCCUUCACUCCCUGGUGGAAAGCCUCUUGGACAAUACACACCAAUCUACAUUGUUGUUAAAGAUGUUUGUCACAUGUCAUUUAUCACAGUAUGAGGAAAAAAUGGAGACAUACUGAAAACAAGUUUAGGAGAACAUUGAAAUACGUCAUUACCUAUACAAUGAGAUUUAUAAUGGAAUAUUGUGUUGCCAUUUAAAAUUACUUACAAUAAUUUUAUAAUCUGGAAAAAUACUUCUGAUGUUAAACAAAUGAAAGCAAGUAUUAAAUCAUUUCUACAGAAUGACCUCAAUCGAUGGGUAGAAAAAAGACUGAAAGGAAACUGGACCAAUUAUUAACAGUGAUUGCCUCUGGUUGAGUAGGAUUUUUUCUGUUUUCAUUU